UUUAUAAGGUAAUAAUGUGGCACAUGUAAGUCGACCAUUUCGCAAACUUGCUCCAUUUGCUCUCUGUUACGUAGCGUGGUGGUUAUUAUUUUCGGAAAGAGGGCAGAAGAGAUUUACACACUUUUUCACCGUCGAAGAACUAAAAAUGGCUGAUGAUGACAUUGCUGCUUUAGUUGUAGACAAUGGAUCCGGUAUGUGCAAAGCGGGUUUUGCUGGAGACGAUGCUCCCCGAGCUGUUUUUCCAUCGAUUGUAGGCCGUCCUCGCCACCAAGGUGUCAUGGUUGGUAUGGGCCAGAAAGACUCCUAUGUCGGCGACGAAGCUCAAAGCAAGCGAGGUAUCCUGACACUAAAAUACCCUAUCGAACACGGUAUCGUUACAAACUGGGAUGAUAUGGAAAAGAUCUGGCACCACACCUUCUACAACGAACUCCGAGUUGCUCCUGAGGAACACCCUGUUCUCCUCACAGAAGCUCCUUUAAAUCCCAAAGCAAACAGAGAGAAAAUGACGCAGAUCAUGUUCGAGACGUUCAACUGUCCCGCCAUGUACGUAGCUAUCCAGGCUGUGUUGUCCCUGUACGCCUCUGGUCGUACCACUGGUAUUGUUCUGGACAGUGGUGAUGGUGUGAGCCACACCGUACCUAUCUACGAGGGUUACGCCCUGCCCCAUGCUAUCCUACGUCUGGAUCUAGCAGGCAGAGAUCUUACAGAUUACCUUAUGAAGAUUCUAACAGAGCGUGGCUACUCUUUCACUACCACUGCAGAGCGUGAAAUUGUCCGUGACAUCAAAGAAAAGCUGUGUUAUGUGGCACUGGACUUCGAUCAAGAGCUGCAGACUGCUGCCUCUAGCUCCAGCCUCGAGAAGAGCUACGAGCUGCCUGAUGGUCAAGUUAUCACCAUUGGGAAUGAGAGGUUCAGGUGUCCCGAGGCCAUGUUCCAACCAUCCUUCCUUGGCAUGGAAGCUUCUGGCAUUCAUGAAACAACUUAUAACUCUAUCAUGAAGUGCGAUGUUGACAUCCGUAAGGAUCUCUAUGCCAACACUGUCUUGUCCGGGGGUUCAACCAUGUAUCCUGGUAUUGCUGACAGAAUGCAGAAGGAAAUCACAGCCUUGGCACCGUCCACCAUGAAGAUCAAGAUCAUUGCUCCACCAGAGCGUAAGUACUCCGUAUGGAUCGGAGGCUCCAUCUUGGCUUCCCUGUCCACCUUCCAACAAAUGUGGAUCUCUAAACAGGAAUAUGACGAAUCUGGUCCCGCUAUUGUGCACCGCAAGUGUUUCUAAAGAGCUUAUACAGUUUCAAAAGUAGCAGUAGCUCCUCAACCCCUUUUUGAGAAUCAUUUGUCAAAGAAAUACUCAACUGACUUCCUGACUUUGGUUACUGAGAAUAUAUCCAAGUUAAAGUUUUCAAUGUUUAAUUCACGUCGAUGUUCGCUCUCACCUCUUUCUUUGAGAGACAAAGCCUGAAAGUUAAAAGAAGUUAUUGUGCCACUGUUUGACUUGCGGUUUAGGAACGUUUCAAUAAAAGAUGUUUCUUCAGAUGAUGUGCCCUGGUGUGAUGAUCGUGGGC
Molecule: messenger RNA, 1562 nt
Organism: Orbicella faveolata
Lineage: Eukaryota; Metazoa; Cnidaria; Anthozoa; Scleractinia; Merulinidae
Product: actin-3
Source: RefSeq, a predicted model, not a curated record